Molecule: messenger RNA, 2743 nt
Organism: Exophiala mesophila
Lineage: Eukaryota; Fungi; Ascomycota; Eurotiomycetes; Chaetothyriales; Herpotrichiellaceae
Exons: 2
Coding region: 69-2663 (864 amino acids)
Biological process (GO): mitotic cell cycle; DNA repair; DNA-templated DNA replication
Cellular component (GO): nuclear replication fork
Molecular function (GO): protein binding; chromatin binding
Source: RefSeq, a predicted model, not a curated record
CACAGAGUACGCAGUACUCUGUCAUGACACCAGAAGAUUAAUUCCAACAUCCACCACACACAGCAAUCAUGCCAGAUCGACCUCCCUUUGCAGGUCGACCUGCUCAGCCUCCCGGCCCGACUUAUCUUCAGUACUCCCCAGAUGGAAAGAGAUUACUUGUGGCCGGCUGCGCCAACUUUGCCCGAUCAUUCAGAACCAACGACAAUGGAGAGCCAGACAUGUUGCCCGAGGUCCACGAUGACACCUACGCCAUUGCUGCCGGAAAUGACUAUGCAAUCCUCGGUUGUGAGGACGGCACUGUCUGCGAAUAUGACGUCCCUUCUGGAGAUCUGAAACAGAUGCUCGUCAGGUCAACCCUGCCCAUUCGAGACAUUGCUCUUUCAACGGACGAGAAAUGGGUUGCUGUAUCAAGCGAUGAACUCGAAGUCAAAAUCGUCAACCGACAAGACACUGAACAGAUCACCAUCCUCCGCGAACACUCCAAGCCUAUCAAACAUCUCACCUAUGACCCUCUAGGCAAAUAUCUUGCCGCUUCUAGUACCGACGGUGUCAUCUACCUAUACUCUCUCAGCGGCCCUGAGCCACAGCUCUUUCGGAAGAUCGACGGUGUCAUCACGCGACUCGAGACUGCCCAGGAGGCCACUUCAAGAUGUGUAUGGCACCCUGAUGGACGAACUUUUGCCUGCGUUACCGCAACCCGUGACAUCCAAGUCGUUUCAGUUGAAGAUGGGGCACAUCAACGGACAUUCUCUGGUGCUCACAACAGCGAUAUCACUUCACUCGCAUGGUCAUCCAAUGGUGCAUUGUUAGCAAGCGCCAGUGCCGAUGACAAGCUGGUCAUCUGGGACACCAAAACUCAAAAGAUCCUCAAACAAUACAACUACGAGAAAAUCCUGAAUCUCACUUGGCAUCCCGGCAACGAAAACAUAUUCAACUGGACAAACUCAAAUGGCGAGGCGUUCAUCAUCCCGGAAUUCCUCAAAGACGAAGAUCAUAUCAGGUUACUCAAAGGUCCCAAAGCGCGAUCUCCGUUCUUCCAUGAUCCUCUGGACAGCAAGGCUGCUGCAGUCAAUGGGCGAGCACCCCAUGUCAACGGACAUGCCAAACCUCGAGCUGGAACUCCUGACAGUCUGGACCUCCUUCUCGGACCAGAUGACGAUACAGCAGCGAACGAGAAUGAAAAUGACUGGAUCGAAGACGACGACGGGGCGGGUUAUACGAACGGACACGUCAAUGGGAAUGGCAAGCGAUCUGGACACCAUCUCGAUCCCCUGACUGGCCAUCUCCUAAAACGAAAUCGACAAGAAAUCUGGCAAGCCGAAGUGCACGAGCCGUUCCAGCCAGGUGCCACGCCCUGGCGAGGCAAUCGCCGUUACUUGUGUCUCAAUUUGAUUGGAUUUGUCUGGACCGUCGAUCAAGACACACACAAUACCGUUACCGUCGAAUUCUACGACCGUGACAUGUACCGAGAUUUCCACUUCACUGACCCCUUCCUCUAUGACAAGGCCUGUCUGAAUGAACACGGAGCUUUGUUUUCGUCUCCUUGUCAAAACGAUCAGCCAGCAGUGAUUUUCUACCGCCCUCAUGAAACAUGGACAUCCCGUCCCGAUUCUCGCAUCACACUUCCAGACGGAGAGGAACCAGUCUGUAUCGCCUUGAGUACCCGCUAUAUCGUCGCCGUCACUAACAAAAACUAUUGUCGCGUGUGGACUUUGCACGGAACACCAGUGCGGAUAUGGCGCAUGAAGAGCUCCCCUGCAGUAACGUGUGCUGCCUGGGGUGAUUACGUUCUUACCGUCGGUAAUGGACCCGUGGGCGCCGAUGGAGCCACACAGCUUCUAUAUUCCAUCGACAACGUUCGGCUAGACGAAAACCACCAGAACGAAGAUAUGUUGUCACUCGGCCCGUUGGAUCCUGAUGCUGGAAAUUUCGAUGACGAAGAUGGAAACACAUCUCUCAAAACGGUGUUUUGGAGCGAUGUCGGCGACCCGUGUAUCUACGACAACGCCGGCGUAUUGUUGACACUCUUACAUUGGCGGACGCCAGGCCAGGCCAAAUGGGUCCCACUUCUCGAUACGCGACAACUAGACCGAUUGAAAGACGGCAAGAAAUCGGAGACCUACUGGCCUGUGGCAGUCGCAGGCGAACGAUUCCACUGCAUCAUCCUCAAAGGUGGUGACAAGACACCCUACUUUCCACGGCCAUUACUCACAGAGUUCGACUUCAAGAUCCCCGUAUGUCGAGCGGUCGACAAAUCGGCCAAUCAACAAGACGAAGACGGUGAUCAAGACAUGGCCGCCGAAACCAAUGCUGCCGCCGCCGCUCGUCUCGAAGAAGCAUACGUACGAUCAUCCGUUUUAUUGGGCCUAGUUGAAGAUCUCGUCCAGGGAUUAGGCGACCGGGCCAGCCACCGCGAAAAGACCGAAGUCAUGAGACGUGAGAUCGAAGUAGACAAAUUGUUGAUCCAGUUAUUGAUGGUCGAAUGUCGCGAAGGCGAAGAACGGGGCAUGAAGGCUCUGGAACUAAUCCAUCUCUUCAAGGACACGAAUGGCAAAAUGCUCGACUCGGCAGCAAAGGUCGCAUCUAGAUUUGGUCGUUCGGUUCUGGAAGACAAGAUUCGUGAUAUUGCUGAGAAAAGGCUCAUGGGAGUGGAAGACGAGUAAUGUCAUGGUAUGAUAGAAUGGGAUAUCAUGUGAUGUGUGUAUGUCUAUAUAUUUAUAGGGUCUCUGAUGUAGCAAGCGGU